Aureobasidium namibiae CBS 147.97 is the source of this 858-nucleotide messenger RNA. RefSeq lists its product as uncharacterized. Bases 1 to 858 code for a protein of 285 amino acids. The record is from RefSeq and is a predicted model, not a curated record. Lineage: Eukaryota; Fungi; Ascomycota; Dothideomycetes; Dothideales; Saccotheciaceae. The transcript is spliced from 4 exons.
AUGUGUUGUCUCGUCGGUCUCGGAGACCUGCAUGUCUCACUCGCCAACUCUCACGAAGACAUCUCAUCUCACUUGAGUAGAUACCCUACAUUCACCUUUGCGUCGACCCUCUGCGUCGACACUGAGUUGACCUUCACUUGUCCCCUCGUUGUCUCUAACCAUUCCAUCGUGCGUUUCGACACGACAAGCAUACCAUCAGGACAAUCUCCUACGAUAAUGAACGACCACAACAGAAUCUCUACCAUGCGUGUCAGCAGAAAAUCAUACCAGGGAGCAGGUUCUCCUUUCGGUCUCUGGACACUGCCUGAUCCACUCGACGGCCCUUCUUUCGCGCCUUGUUACGCCCCGUAUGGCGAGCAAUCGCCUCCUAUCGUCUCUCACCCAGCAGUGGAACAAGCAGCAACCGUGCCCACCACUGACAACGAUGCUCGCAAGGCCGAAGGUCUGAAGCCGUGGGAGAAAGGCUCAAAGACGGGCAAGAAAAUCAAGACGGGCAGGGGACCCAAAGGUCGCCCUCGUGCCGGCGAGCAAAGCAAUGUUGGCAGCAAAGACGCAAUCAGCAGCAGCAACGGCAGUACCGAGAAUGCCAACAGCGUUCCCGGAAGCAGAGUCUCGACAGUCACUACAUCGGCCUUGUCAUCGUCGCGGCCCUCGCCCCUUUCGUCCGUUGUGUCGGACCCGAUGCGCGAUGCUGCUCCUCGCCGCCCCCGUUUCCGCCUUCUUGCUCCCGCGGCCCCCGUUGAUGUCUAUCCCGCCGAUACGGCUGAAGCAGCCAUCGCAGAAUCGAGAAAGAGAAACUUUGACCGCGUCGACAACGAGGUUCCUGCUCCGUCGUCAACCGUGCACAAAAAGGAGUAA